Pararge aegeria (speckled wood butterfly) is the source of this 1708-nucleotide messenger RNA. RefSeq names its product short-chain specific acyl-CoA dehydrogenase, mitochondrial (gene Arc42). Gene Ontology annotation, cellular component: mitochondrion. The record is from RefSeq and is a predicted model, not a curated record. The transcript is spliced from 5 exons. Gene Ontology annotation, biological process: butyrate catabolic process; fatty acid beta-oxidation using acyl-CoA dehydrogenase. Bases 113 to 1333 code for a protein of 406 amino acids. Gene Ontology annotation, molecular function: flavin adenine dinucleotide binding. NCBI's taxonomy places the organism in Eukaryota, Metazoa, Arthropoda, Insecta, Lepidoptera, Nymphalidae.
AUUUUACUCUGUAUUAUUUGUCGUUGUUUGUUCAAUUUAGCAAUUUCAAAACAGAUCAGGGGUCAAAGGUUUUUAAAUAGUUUUGCCCUAUUGUUUUAUAUUAUUUUUUAAAAUGUUAAGCAUACUGUGUAGAAGAGCAAAUAAAUUUGCUACAACAAGUCGACAUGCACGGUGCAUAGCCUCCCUUUCGGCCCUUCCUGAAACCUACCAGAUGUUGUAUAAGACCUGUAGAGAUUUCGCAGAGCAUGAACUUAAGCCAAAUGCUGCGAAUUUUGACCGAAAUCACUUAUACCCAGGAGAUGCAAUUAAGAAAAUGGGUGAACUUGGCCUAAUGGCUAUUGCUACUUCUGAAGAAUUAGGAGGGACAGGGCUCGAUUAUCUAGCUUACGCCAUAGCUUUAGAGGAAAUAUCUAGAGGCUGUGCAUCUGCUGGGGUAAUCAUGUCAGUUAAUAAUUCUCUUUACUUGGGACCUGUUAAUCACUGGGGUAAUGAAAAACAAAAGAAGGAAUUUGUUACACCUUUUUGUACUGGAGACCAAGUUGGAUGUUUUGCACUGUCUGAGCCUGGUAAUGGAUCAGAUGCUGGUGCUGCAUCUACAACAGCUAAGAUUAAUGGAGACAAAUGGGUUCUAAAUGGAACCAAGUGUUGGAUUACUAAUGGCUAUGAGAGCAAAGCAUCUGUGGUGUUUGCCACUACAGAUAAAAAUCUUAAACAUAAGGGCAUCUCUGCAUUCAUUGUACCUAAACCUAUAAGUGGGUUGGAGUUGGGUAAGAAAGAAGAUAAAUUAGGUAUUCGAGCAUCAUCUACUUGUUCCCUCAUAUUUGAAGACUGUGAGAUACCUAAAGAGAAUAUACUGGGUGAGCCUGGCUUAGGAUUCAAAAUUGCUAUGAUGACAUUAGACGCAGGUAGAAUUGGUAUUGCAUCACAAGCAUUAGGUAUAGCACAGGCAUCAUUAGAUGUGGCUGUAGAGUAUGCAUCUAAAAGGAUGGCAUUUGGCAAACCUAUCAUGAAGUUACAAGCAAUACAGAACAAGUUGGCAGAUAUGGCAGUGCAGCUGGAGUCAGCUAGACUUCUCACAUGGCGUGCAGCAUGGCUUAAAGACAACAAAAAACCUUUUACUAAAGAGGCAGCUAUGGCUAAACUAGCAGCAUCGGAAGCGGCAACCUUUUUAUCUCACCAAUGUAUACAGAUACUUGGAGGUAUGGGUUAUGUAUCAGACAUGCCUGCAGAACGGCACUAUCGCGAUGCAAGAAUUACAGAGAUUUAUGAAGGCACUUCAGAAAUACAAAGAUUAGUAAUUGCUGGACAACUCAUCAAAGAAUAUGGUGUAUAAGUACAAUAAAUAAACAUUAAUUAUGAUGGUAUUACAAUACAGACUGAAUUUUAAUAAUGUAUUUAGUUUAAAAGUGUGUUAGGCACAGAAGAAAUCUGAAUAUUUUUUAAUUCUGUUAAGAAAUCAGUUUUUAAAAAGUUUGUAUUCAAGUUUAUACAUUACAUACAAAAAGUAGAAACAAGUAAAAAAGGGUAACAUAUCAAAAUAAAACAGUAAUUGAAGUCUGAAAUAUGCAUAAAUAUAUUUUAAAAUAACAAUACAAAUAAAAUUAACAGUUUAAAAUGUUCAUAUAAUUUCCUGUGAUAAUAAUUGAUUGGACUUAAAUAUAACUACUGAUAUCAAUAUUACGUAAAAUAAAGACUAUUAAUACAGAAA